This is a messenger RNA of Phytophthora nicotianae INRA-310, 270 nucleotides long. RefSeq lists its product as hypothetical. The transcript has a single exon. Bases 1 to 270 code for a protein of 89 amino acids. Lineage: Eukaryota; Oomycota; Peronosporomycetes; Peronosporales; Peronosporaceae. The record is from RefSeq and is a predicted model, not a curated record.
AUGGCUGGAGCGCCGCGUCGCAAGAACUUCACAGACGAUGGAGACCUGGCUCUGCUGCGCCAAAUCCACGCGGAACGCCCAUUCCUCCGGCAGCGAGGUGGCAUCAUGGCAGCGUGGGAUGCCCUUGCAACUAAGCUUGUUGUAGACGAGAAUUUUCCACGCAACAAGCUGAGUGGCAAGACGGCCAGCGGGCGCUUCGACAAGCUAGUCGAGGCCCACCGUGCUGCAGCGGAGGAGUCGGCGAAGGCGUCGGGCGUGGACGAGGACUAG